UUAACCCACUAGAAUGUGAUGAAAGCGACAGCAACACAUCUCAUGCGCAUGCGCAAAGUUUAUAUACACAUUACUUCCGGAAGUAGUGAGACAUCGUCUAGAAAACUGAAUUUUUGGUACACAGUGUUAAUGUCCGUACCUUCAUAUGACAAUGACUUGAAGACUGGUGUACGUUGAGGAUGGCGGAGUCAGACUCGUACCACAGUCCCAGUAAGGGGAAUGGUGCAGGCUGCAGUAACGAGGUGUACAGGGUGGAAGAAAGACCAGAACAUGGCAUGAGAAUACUGCAUGCCCUUAACAAACUGAAAACAGACAAAAUACUCUGUGAUGUCACUCUCAUUGCUGAAAAUAAAAGAUUUGAGGCACACCGAGUAAUCCUGGUAUCGGCUUCUGAUUACUUCCGAUCCAUGUUUACAUCAGGCAUGCGCGAAAGUCAUCAGCGGGAGAUAGAGUUGAAAGGGAUCACGAGUAAGGGCCUUGAAAAGGUUCUAGAAAUCAUCUACACCUCUACAACUACUUUAGAGGGUGAUGAUAUAUUUGAUGUUAUAGCCGCCGCAACACACCUCCAAGUGACCCCUGUGAUAGAAUUCUGUGAGAGAAACUUUCUAAGUGGUAUGACAACCACUAAUUUUUAUGACUUCAUCAAUACUGCAAAGUUGUAUAGUAUGAACAAUGCCCUGAAACAAAUAGACGUAUUUAUUGCUAGAAACCUGAUGCAGAUAUCAAAAGACGGUACACUUUCACUUCUGACAUACGAUCAAAUGGUGAACUGCUUAAAGAAUGACAAACUGUGUAUAAGAGAGAUAGAUAUUUUCAAAAUUACGUGGGACUGGUUGAAACAAGAUGUACUUCGUGAAGAGCAUGGUGUCUUUCUCAUGAAAUUGAUUCGAUUCCCGCUGAUAAACCCUCGAGAUCUCGUUCAGCAAGUCCAGCAGGUAGAGGCGAUGAUGACGCUUCCAGAGUUGAGGGAAAUGGUGCUCUCGGCCCUGAAUUAUCAUGUUGUGCCCCAUUCACAGCCUCUGUUGAAUAAUCUCUCGACACAGUUGCGGUCUUUCACAGAAAGGUUGAUCAGUGUUGGUGGACGAGAAAUUCACCCAAAUCCUUGCCUGCACGAUGAAAUUCUUGUUUUUGACAGCAAAAUUACAGCAAAUAGCUUAUUAAAUAGAAGUGAAAUAGCGACUUUACCAAGUGCUUUAAGUCAUAUGCAAGUAGUAGUAUUUAACAAUUUCCUCUAUGUGCUUGGUGGUUGUACGACGCAAUGUGCACAUGGAGAGUCUGCUGUGAAUUCGGUGUUGCGAUAUGAUCCUAGGUUUGAUGCCUGGUUUCAGGUUGCUUCAAUGAUAAAUAAAAGGGCUUACUUCUUUGCGGGUGUGUUGAACAAUAAAAUAUAUGCUGUCGGUGGAAAGUUUAAGGAUGGUAGUCUAGCAACAGCAGAAGUGUAUGAUCCAGCUGAAAAUACAUGGGAACCAAUCGCGAACAUGCCAAUGUCCUACCACGCACAUGCGGGAGCAGUAUAUGCUGGUCACAUAUUCGUUUCCGGUGGUUAUAGCAAUAAUCAUUUCACUCCUGACAUGCAGCGCUAUGAUCCAGACACAAACCAGUGGGAGGAUAUGGCCCCUAUGCUGACCCCUAGGGGCUGGCAUGUGAUGUGCACAGCACAAGAUAAGCUGUUUGUAUUUGGGGGAUGCAAUCUGAAUGUAAAUCAACAAGCACAGCCUGUUGUACAGUCUGAAUGUUACGAUCCUGAGGCAGAUCAGUGGACAAUCAUAGCACCGUUGUCAAUCUCACACAAAGAGGCAUCGUGUGUUGUGUACAACGAUCAAAUUUAUGUGCUCGGUGGAUAUAACGUUCAAACCAAAACAGGGCAGAAGCUGGUGUCUCGUUAUGAUGUAUAUAGUGGAAUCUGGGAAACUAUAGGUGGUUUACCUCGUAGUUUGACAGGAGUAGGGUACUGUACACUACAACUCCCAACCUUCAACCUUGAUGACGAUGAUUAGUGCAAACAUUAGGAAUUAGAAUGUAUAACUUUUUUAAAAUCUAGGCCUAUAUUCAUCAAUACUCUUCAGUCUGAAAUUUCAGGCAUGUUUAAGACAGAAAUACAGAUUGUAAAAUGGUAAAUACAGUAUUAAUGAAAACAUGUAGAAUUGUUUACUUGUAGGCCUACAUUUAUCAAAAUUGUGCAUAUACUAUUAUUAAACUGGUAAUACAAUUCUGCAUCAAAUUUCGGUCAUCUGUUUUGUUUCUCAAGCAUUCAAGCAUCAAAAACAUAAUAUCCCAGUAAUUAAAAUUAAAGUCACUUAGUGAUGAAGUGAAAUGUCUAUAUCUGCUUUAUAUUACACGUAUGGUCAUUUCUGGAAACACAUUAUAAGAAAUAUUGGGUCAUGACAAUAUUGUUAUAGGUAUUGUCAUGGGCGUUUUCAAAAAGUGAAACUGUACUGUCAUCAUGAUCAUCAUUUUCCUGAUGGUUUUAUUUUCGCUAAUAUUUGCUUGCGAAUUUAAAACUUUUGUGAAGAUUAAACAACAUUGUUCAUGUAGUGAAAAACAUCAACAUGAAUUCAUAACAAUCAAAAAGGCUGUUUAUAAUAUUGCAAUAUAAAAAGUAUACAAAAGAUUCUGAAGGUACAGUAGGCCCAGUACGAAUAAAUUCUUUUCAUUUCAAGAUGUAGUAUAGCCAUAACCAUCUCCACUUAAAUAAUUAAUGAGAAAAAACAGCACAAUUCUUCAAAAAAGUGACUGUUUGAAUUAUUAAUUGAGAGUUAAAUUGCUUGUAGUCAAGACAUUAGUGAGUAGAAGUUUAUAAAUUCCAAGUCUAAACUUUCAGACCGAGAGAUAUUACUGAAUAUUGGUCUUGUUCGUGCUUUUAGGCUUCAGUAUUGAGAGUUGUUGUUGAAAUUGCUUUAUGAUAUUGAUACAAGGUGAAUGUAUUGUUACACGUUAUAUUAUUAUUGUUAUGAAAUAAAGGUCUCUUUUAAAACAAGAUUAUCAUUAGGGUGAAGUGACACGUGCAUUUUUAUAGAAAAGUGGGUCGUUUUGUAUUUGAAAUCUUAAAAUUGAGAACAAAACAUGCAGUUGGAAUCCAUUGUUGGGCUUAUGAACCACAGUUUGGAAACAUCUCAAACUUAACACUGGCAAUGUUCUGUUUUAAUACAUGUUUCACAAACCUGUUCUCUGCAAGUAACUCAACUUCCCCACAUGAAUCAGAGGUGGAGGACGAAUGAUAUAAGGAAGAAAUAGUUUUAACAUUAAUAUUUUAAUUGAAUUUACUUAAAGCAUAUAUGAUUUUCUAAUUUUGAAGAAAAGGCAGAACUCAUUUUUGAAUAGAGAAAAUAAAAGCUGUUUCAGUGUUAGACACUGGGAAGCUUUUUAUGUCAUUUAAAGAUGUAAUGUUAUAUUUACAUUGGUACAGUUACAUUUUUAGCUCACCUGAGCACAAAGUGCUCAGGGUGAGCCAUUGUGAUUGCUCACCGUCCGGCAUCGGUCCAUCCACACUUCCCUUCAAACAACAUCUCUGAUAAAUUGUGCUGAGUAAUAUCAAAAUCACUUUAAGGAUUGUCGAGUUACAGACAGGACAGGAAAUAAGCCCUUUUGGCCUUAGACUUCCAAGUGUGACCUUGACCUUUCAGCUAAGGGCCCUGGUUUUGCGUAAGACAUGUCUCAUCAAGGGGAAUAUUUGUGCCAACUGAUAUUUAAAUCCUGUUUUGCAUGACAAAGUUAUAGACCAGACAGCAAACAAAAUCCUGACAUUUGAUUUCCAAUUGUGACCUUGACCUUUGAGCUAGAGGUCUGGCUUUUGUGCAUGACACAUCGGUUAUCAUGGGGAACUUUUGUGCCAAGUAAUAUUAAAAACCCUUGAUGAAUGACAGAGUUAUGGACCCGACACAAAACAGACCCGGUUUAUGCCAUGUAAACAUUUGACUGCCAAGUGUGACCUUGACCUUUGAGCUAGGGGUCUGAAAGUUGAGCAUGACACAUCAUCUUAUUGUGAGGAACAUUUUUGCCAAGUAAUAUUAAAAUGCCUUCAUAGAUGGUAGAGUUAUCCAUAUGAAGGUGUGGUCAGUUUACCCCUCAUUAAUGAAGUGGAAACUUUAAAAAAUCUUCAUGUUGAUAUAUUGUCAUAUCACAUCAUUCCCCCAAUGUCUUACCCCACCCUUACCCCACCCUCCCACCUCAACACAUACACAGUAUCUGCCUGUAUUUAUUUAGUAGAAACUUUUAACAGUUUAAGCAAGCAACUUAACUCGGGUGAGUGAUAUAGGGCCAUCAUGGCCCUCUUGUUUGGUACUGUAUGUAAUAAUGUCUAGCAUGUGUUUCAUUUUCAUUUUUUUUUUUCAGAUAGUUUUUAAAGGAAUCAUCUACAUAAGCAGUGUCUAUUAGAUAGUUUUUCAUUCUAGAAUUUGUAUAUGAAGUCACAUUUACAUACUCAGUUUAGAUAAUAAAUAUUCAUAUUGAAUUAUAACAUGUUUCCCCCGUGAUAGAAACAGCAUUGAUUUAAGUGCUCAAUUGUCUACAGUUAAAAUGAUGUUACUGCGCAACAUACUUUAUUGUACUAAAAUGAUGUUACUGCGCAACAUACUUUAUUGUACUAUAAGGUCUGAUUAGUGGUGAGGCUCUCAUUGUCUGCUUAAUAGUAUUAUCACUUAGUAAAAGCAUGUAAUGGGUACAUCUAGGUAUAAUCGGCAUUUGAUAAUCUUUUUAACAUGAAUAUAAGAAAUUCUAAUAGAUUUUGCACCAAGUGCAUUGUAUAAGGUCUUGAAUACUUGUGUUGAUGGUUGCAUGUAUUUCUGUGUUGAAGCAGUAUCCAGUCAAGAAUGAUGUGCUAGGGCAAUAGUGUUUUAUCUGCCCAAGGUCAUGAAGUAGACUGUAGUGAACUAUUGACCCGUGAUGGAGGCAGAAGUUUGACUAUCGCUGAAGCAAGCCAUUCUAUUAUGUAUUAAUUACAUAACUAACAAAUAUAUGAAAAAGAUUAUUUAUAACCAGAGUCAUGCCUUGAAAAGAAAGCUACAUGUACAUGAAGACUGCUAAUCAACAAUUUUUACACUGAAAUGCUUUAAAAAGGCACACCUAACAUAAUUGUGAACAAAGUCAAGGUUAAAGCAUAAGUUUUAGUUAAAUUUUGUUAUAGGGUCUAGCACUAAAAGCUAUCUUAAUUGCAUAAGAUUUCAAAGAGAAGAAACAAUAAUCACACAUGUGUCAUUACACCCACUAUUAAAAAAGUCUGUAUCAGUGAAAUGAAAAGUAUUUUUUCAGUUUGGCAGUGUAACAGUAAGAGAAAUUUACCUCACAUGAUUGCAUGGAAAUCAUUACAGAAGGGAAAAUGUGACUUUCUCACUAAAUCAUCCAAUUUAUUUUCAUGCAUAAUUUUUUGCCAAAAUUAAAUAUAAGAAAUUGCAAUAUGUCCAAAAUUUUCUUGAUAUAUUUCCAAUAAGUUUUGGCAGAACCUCAAAAACUGUUUGUUUUUAAAGCAUUUCAGUGUGUAAGAAUGGAAGACUGGAACAAAACCUGUACUUUAAGAAAUAGAUCUUAAAAAUGUGAAGUUAUUUUCAGCUCGACUAUUCAAAGAAUAGUCUAGCUAUUCUACUCACCCUGGCGUCGGCGUCGGCGUCACACCUUGGUUAAGUUUUUGCGUGCAAGUACAUACAGCUAUUUCUAAAAGGCAUAUAGAUUUGAAACAUAUUUUUUCUUUUUCUAGAUCAAUUACCAACCUCACUGGGUCAAGUCCCAUAACUCUGACAUGUUUUCAGAGGAAAUUAUGCCCCCUUUUAGACUUAGAAAAUUUUGGUUAAAGUUUUACAUGCAAGUUAUUAUCUCCAAAACUAAUGUAGAUAUUGAUUUGAAACUUCACAUGUGUCUUCGGGGUUAUAAAACUAGUUGAUAGCAGCAAGUCCCACAACUCCGACCUUCAUUUUGGCCAAAUUAUGCCCCCUUUUGGACUUAGCAAAUUCUGGUUAGUUUUGCGUGCAAGUACAUACAGCUAUUACUAAAAGGCAUAUAGAUUUGAAACUUAUUUUUUCUUUUUCUAGAUCAAUUACUAACCUCACUGGAUCAAGUCCCAUAACUCUGGCAUGUAUUUUGGGCAAAUUAUGCCCGUUUUUGGACUUUUGGUUAAAGUUUACAUGCAAGUUUCUAUCUCCAAUACUAAUGCAGAUAUUGAAUUGAAACUUCACAUGUGCCUUCGGGGUUAUAAAACUAGUUGAUAGCAGCAAGUCCCAUAACUGAUAUGCAUUUUGGUCAAAUUAUUCCCCCUUUUGAACUUAAAACUCUUUUGAUGUUUAACCUUUUUAUACGUCCGUUUGAAAAACAGGACGUAUUAUGGGAACGCCCCUGGCGGGCUGGCGGCAUUCACAGACUUUGUCUGGAGCAUAUCUUCUACAUGCAUGAAGGGAUUUUGAUGAAACUUGGCACAGUUGUUCACCAUCAUGAGACGGAGUGUCAUGCGCAAAAACCAGGUCCCUAGGUCUAAGGUCAAGGUCACACUUAGAGGUCAAAGGUCAAAUUCAAGAAUGACUUUGUCCGGAGCAUAUCUUCUUCAUGCAUGGAGGGAUUUUGAUGAAAGUUGGCACAAUUGUUAAUCAUCAUGUGACGGAGUGUCAUGCACAAGAACCAGGUCCCUAGCUCUAAGGUCAAGGUCACACUUAGAGGUCAAAGGAUACAAGAAAGAAAACUUUGUCCGGAGCAUAUCUUCUUCAUGCAUAGAGGGAUUUUGAUAUAACUUGGCACAAAUGUUCAUCACCACGAGGCGGAGUGUCAUGCCCAAGAACCAGGUCCCUAGGUCUAAGGUCAAGGUCACACUUAGAGGUUAAAGGAUACAAGAAUGAAUACCUUGUCCGGAGCAUUUCUUCUUCAUGCAUAGAGGGAUUUUGAUAUAACUUUGCACAAAUGUUCACCACGAGGCGGAGUGUCAUGCGCAAGAACCAGGUCCCUAGGUCAAAGGUCAAGGUCACACUUAGAGGUCAAAGGUCAGAUACAAGAAUGACUUUGUCCAAAGCAUUUCUUCUUCAUGCAUGGAGGGAUUUUGAUGUAACUUGGCACAAUUAUACACCAUCAUGAGACGAAGUGUCAUGGGCAAUUCCCUUCUUUAGAAUUACUUCCCUUUGUUGUUACUAUAAAUAGCUUAUAUUGUAACUUUUUCAUUACUAGUGGUAGGGAAAAAUCGAGACCACUUUUCUGUAGUACAACAUGCAUGCUACAUCCAAUUAUGAGGUGUAUUUUGACUAAUCUCUACCUGGUAAAGAUUUUUUUGUGGACUUAAAAUUUUUUGGGGGAUUUUUUUUUUUUUUUUUUUUUUUUUUAAAGAUUAUCUUCCCUUAGUUGUUACUAUAAAUAACUUAUAUUGUAACUUUUUUAUAAUUGACCGUAGGGAAAAAACAAGACCACUUUUCUGUGGUACAACAUGGAUGUUACUUUCAAAUUUUAGGUGUAUUUUAAGGUAUCUCUACCUGGUAAGGAGUUUUUUUGUGGACUUAGAAAAACAAAUGACUUACAAUGAUUACUAAACAACCACAAAAUUAAAAUUCCAUUUGCAAAUACAGGUGCUAGAGUAAAGAAAUUUGCUGUGACGGGCGUAUAUUGUGACAUUCUGGCACUCUUGUUGGGUAAUAUUUUCCUGCUUCUGGGACAAUAUUUCGAAUAGUCGAGCUUGGCUGUCUUACGGACAGCUCUUGUUGAAUUAUGCAUAAAAUUGGCAUGUUUUGAAUCUAUAUGCCAGUAAUUAUGAUAUGCGUGUUUUAAGGAUUUAAAGUAUUUAAGUUUGUUAAAAGUUGUGUAUUGUAAAGCAACUUUCCAGCUGUCGUAUGUCACCAUUGUGUAAUGAUUUGGUAUGCUUAAUGUGACCUGAUGUUUGUAAACAUUCUUUGUUGCAAUCUUAAUAAAGUGUUUCUAGUUAUUUUUAAGUGUCUGCAAAUCUCGUAAAUAAAAUGUAACCCUUUGAAGUUUAUUCUUGGUCAUGCUUAUUACCUAACAAUGCUGCAUUCAUGCUAGAUACUCAUCCUUACUGCUUCAAUUUACAUCACACUAUGAUAAACUGGAAACACAUAUUCUUGAUAUUAGUUGUUAGCUCACCUGAGCAUUGAGUUUUUCUGAUCGCUCGAUGUCUGUCGUCUGUCUGUUGUCUGUCAACGUUUAGCUUAUGUAUGCGAUAGAGGCUGUAUUUUUCAACUGAUUGUCAUGAAUUUUGCCGAGUUCGAAAACGGGUCAUCUGGGGUCAAAAACUAGGUCACUAGGUCAAAUCCAAGAAAAACCUUGUGUAUGCAAUGGAGGCUGUAUUUUUCAAUUAAUGUUCAUGAAUUUUGGUCAGAAUGAUAGCCUUGAUGAAAUCUAGGCCGAGUUCGAAAAUGGGUCAUCUGGGGUCAAAAACUAGGUCACUAGGUCAAAUUAAAGAAAAACCUUGUGUAUGCGAUAGGGGCUGCAUUUUACACUGGAUUUUCAUAAAAUCUGGUCAGAAUGGUUGCCUUGAUGAAAUCUAGGUGAAGUCGAAUAUGGAUAGUCCGAGUUCAAAAACUAGGCCAAGUUCGAAAAAGGGUCAUCUGGGGUCAAAAACUAGGUCACUAGGUCAAAUCAAAGAAAAACCUUGUGUAUGCGAUAGAGGCUGUAUUUUUCAAUUAAUCUUCAUGAAUUUUGGUCAGAAUGAUUGCCUUAAUGAAAUCUUGGUCAAGUUUGAAUAUGGGUCAAAAAGUAGGUCACUAGGUCAAAUCGAUAGAGGCUGUAUUUUCAGUUGAUCUUCCUGAAGUUAAGUCAAAAUGAUAACAUUAAUGAAAUCUAGGCUGAGUUUGAAAAUGGGUCUUCUUGGGUCAAAAAGUAGGUCACUAGGUCAAAUCAAAGAAAAACCUUGUGUAUGCAAUAGAGACUGUAUUUUUCAAUUGAUCUUAAUGAAAUUUGGUCAGAAUGAUUGCAUUGAUGUAAUCUAGGUCAAGUUUGAAUAUGGGUCAUCUAGGGUAAAAAAUUAGGUCACUAGGUUAAUCCAAAGAAAAACUUUGAGUAACCGAUAGAGCCUAUAUUUUUCAAUUGAUCUUCCUGAAAUUAAGUCAGAAUGAUUGCCCUGAUGAAAUCUAGGUCAGAUUUGAAUAUGGGUUAUCUUGGGUCAAAAAAUAGGUCACUAGGUCAAAUUAAAGAAAAACAUUGUGUAUGCAAUAGGGGCUGCAUUUUACACUGGAUUUUCAUAAAAUCUGGUCAGAAUGGUUGCCUUGAUGAAAUCUAGGUCAAGUUCGAAUAUGGAUAGUCCGAGUUCAAAAACUAGGUCAAAUCAAAGAAAUACCUUGUGUAUGUGGUAGAGGCUGUAUUUUUCAAUUGAUGUUCAUGAAAUUUAGUCAGAAUGAUAGCCUUGAUGAAAUCUAGGUCAGAUUCAAAUAUGGGUCAUCUGGGGUCAAAAAGUAGGUCACUAGGUCAAAUCAAAGAAAAUACUUAUUUAUGCUCAAGAUUUUUGCUCCAAUUUUAAUGAUAAUUGGUCAGAUUUUUUUUUCCAUGAAAUCGCUAGGUCAAACAUGUUUACACUGUUAUGGUGUGUUUCUCAGGUGAGCGACCUAGGGCCAUCUUUGCCCUCUUGUUUUUCUUUUCAUCAAGAAUUUUGUAUUUUACCAGAUUUAUUCAUAUAAAAUUGGGAAAGCACUUAAUGUUAGCACUUAAAGUGUAUUUUCUACCAUUUGCCAUUGUUACUUUUCAUUAAAUUAAAGGAGAGAAAUCCAUAGUGUUGAAAUGCAAUUAAAUUAAUUGGAAAAACUUAUACACACAAAUGAUGUAAAUGUGCUUUUUUUCUAAUGGAUAGUAAUGUUGAUAUCUAUUUCUGUUAAAUGAUGUCUAAUGUUUCACCAGUUACCAUGGCAUUAUAUAGGUCAUGUUGCGUAAUGAUGCAGACUUUAGUUUCACUUUAAAUGGUUGUAGGUAUAAUAAUGCACAUUUACUUGUCAAAUACAUAGAGACUGAGAUUUCAGUUUAAUGAAAUUUCAAAACUCAAGAUGUGCCAGUUUAAUCAGUAUUUCUUUACUGAUCUUGUAAACUUGGUAUAUAGACAUUUAUAAAUCUUAUUAAGCUUUGCAGGUGUAGGAUGGGGAAUGCUUAAAGUUGUCAUGGGUUAGGGCCCCAGACAGAGCUUUAGUAUUACAGUUUCUAAAUAUAGAGAUUUUUUACCCACACGUUUAUUGUAAUCAGUUUUUUCCCAUUACAGCCUGACAUUCAGUUAAAUUGUGUCAUUUAAGUUUUUCUUUUGGAAAGCUUUUAUUGACGAUAAAAGGAAUGCAUGAUUUUAACAUGGAGAUAUGUAAGUUUAAAGGGACUGGCCUCCAGAUCGUUCGAAAACAAACAAAAAAUAUUUUUUUUAGAUAUCUUGAAAUAAAUGCUAUAUUUCUUAAGAAGGCUUUAAAACUUAAUUACUGACACACUAUAUGUUAUGGAAACACAUGAGAAUUUGCUGUUUUUACUACUUUUUACGAUGAAAAUCGAAAAGCAUUUGUAACGCUUUUACUCCAGGUAAACUGUCUCCAUUAUAAAAAUCUAUAUUUUGAAGUCAUAAUUCACUACUUCCGCUAUAGCGCUAUUAGUUACGACGACAGGAAAAUGUCUUUAUUGCCGCAGUGGUCCGGGGUUCGAUUCCCGACGCGGUCAUCUUUUUUUCUUUUUAAAAUAUUUUAGAAACAAAAACUCAUAUUCUAAUGUUCAUAAUAUGACUUCAGUUUGAAAGAAAGAUUUUUUUUUUUAGCCAAAUCUGGAGGUCAGUGCCUCUAAGGGACUUAUUUUGAUUACUGUAAAUCCUAUUCAUCAUAUGCUUUCAUUCUGCCAGGCCUUGUGGUGCAGUGUCUGCCUCCCAGCACACAGGUUGUGAGUUUAAGAGGGGAAGAUCAUCCUCUCUACAAUCACAUUUUUAUGGCCCAUUCAUUGUAACUUGAUGGUUUUACAUAUUUUCUAACUGAUAAACUAAAACAGUGGACUUUGUUUUAGUAAGAGAGUAGUUUUCUUGGGUAAGACAGUCACUGUUUUUCCAGUAUUUACAAAUUGGAAAGAACAGAAUUGUUUUAUAAAUGCAGUGUGAAAAAAAAAAAAUAGGUCAAAUGUAAUUAGGUAAUUUGACUUUUCUCACAAAUUUAAUGAUCUGAUUUUAUAUUCAGUGUUUUCAAGUUAUACAGGUUGGAUAUCGAGUGUAAAUCAUUUUGGGAAUCUUACAAAGAUGCAUACAUGUGUGUAUGUACUGCUGUUUAAAUACCAUAAAUAUUGUAAACUUACUUUAUUAUAUUGAAGAAAGUGGGUAAGGUUGUUGUCUUUGAAUCACUUGCCCCUUUCUGCUGGGGGUUCAAAACGUCACUUGGGAAAGUUCUUUCAUCUAAAGAAUCCAUCCAGCUGGGGAAAGUUCUUUCAGCUAAAGAAUCCAUCCAGCUGGCUUAUGGAAAGUCAUUAGUUCUACCAAAGUGUGUGGCCUGUGCUUCAAAUAAUGUACUGAGGGAUUGUCCCCAAUCUUGAAAAGCUGGAAAGUCGCCAUAUGAACUAAAAUUGUGUCAGUGUAACUUAAAAAAACAACAACAAUAUAUUGAGGAGACAAUUGCCAAACAAGACCUUUUGUUGACAUAAAUUUAAACACAUUUGUGUUUGCUAUUAAAAUUACUUGAUGCCAGUCAGGUUCAAACAUUUGAUCCGAUUGUCGGUAUACAAAUCUAUGUGUAAAUGUUGCUUAGUGUUCAAAAAAGAAUAAGACAAGCAUACUUGGCUUAUAAAACUGUGUUAUUUUCAUGUUUAUAGAAUAAAUGGAAAGCAUUCUGUUAAGUGUGCUGAUUUUGUGUAGCUUUAAGAUUGCUUUGUAUUUAUUGUACUGAAAUGUGUGAUGAAAGUUUCUUUAGGAUCUUAAAUGCAUUGUAAAUUGUUCCUUCUAACAACUUGUUAUCUCAGAUGAUUGUCAAGGUAAUAUGUUGACUCUGUUUAUGUUAUGUAUUUUCAUCACAACAUAUAAUAUAGUAAAACACAAAAUGGCU
Molecule: messenger RNA, 11948 nt
Organism: Mercenaria mercenaria
Lineage: Eukaryota; Metazoa; Mollusca; Bivalvia; Venerida; Veneridae
Product: kelch-like protein 13
Exons: 3
Coding region: 180-1997 (605 amino acids)
Molecular function (GO): protein binding
Source: RefSeq, a predicted model, not a curated record